This is a messenger RNA of Chinchilla lanigera (long-tailed chinchilla), 1217 nucleotides long. RefSeq names its product phosphatidylinositol glycan anchor biosynthesis, class K (gene Pigk). Gene Ontology annotation, cellular component: GPI-anchor transamidase complex. Lineage: Eukaryota; Metazoa; Chordata; Mammalia; Rodentia; Chinchillidae. The record is from RefSeq and is a predicted model, not a curated record. Gene Ontology annotation, biological process: protein localization to cell surface; proteolysis; attachment of GPI anchor to protein. Gene Ontology annotation, molecular function: GPI-anchor transamidase activity.
CUCUACAAGGUGGCGACGGCGUCGCAAAACAAAACACCCGACGACCCGCUCCACUGCUUUACGGCACUUGCUCCGCCUCUCCAGGCGCCGGAAGUCUGAAGCCGGCAAACAUGGCUGCCGCCUAUUUCCUCAACCGCUCUGCGACUGCCCUGGCAGCGUUCUUGCUCUUGUCUUUCGGCAGCUCGGCCGCUAGUCAGAUCGAGGAUCAAGCAGAACAAUUUUUUAGAAGUGGCCAUACAAACAACUGGGCUGUUUUGGUUUGUACAUCCCGAUUCUGGUUUAAUUAUCGACAUGUUGCAAAUACGCUUUCUGUUUAUAGAAGUGUCAAGAGACUGGGUAUUCCUGACAGCCACAUUGUCCUGAUGCUUGCUGACGAUAUGGCCUGCAAUCCUCGCAAUCCCAAGCCAGCUACCGUGUUCAGUCACAAGAACAUGGAACUGAAUGUGUAUGGAGAUGACGUAGAAGUGGACUACAGAAGCUACGAGCAUCAACCUGAUCCUGCAAUUGGAGUCCACCUUAUGGAUAGAUACACAUUUUAUGUCUUGGAGUUUUUAGAGGAAAUUAAUCCAGCUAGCCAAACUAAUAUGAAUGACCUUUUUCAGGUGUGUCCCAAGAGUCUCUGUGUAUCUACUCCUGGACAUCGCACUGAUCUAUUUAAGAGGGACCCUAAAAACGUCCUGAUAACAGAUUUCUUUGGAAGUGUGCGCAAAGUGGAAAUUACGACAGAGACUGUUAGUUUGCAGCAGGAUUCAGAAACCACGGAUGGCAGUUACAAGGAAGACCAGACGGAGGAGGAGUUAAUAGAACCCCUGAAAUAUGCAGAACAACUUCCUGUAGCUCAGAUAAUACACCAGAAACCAAAGCUGAAAGAUUGGCACCCUCCGGGGGGCUUCAUUCUGGGACUGUGGGCCCUCAUUCUCAUGGUCUUUUUUAAAACGUAUGGAAUCAAGCAUAUGAAGUUCAUUUUUUAGACUCAAGGAUGUCUGAAGAAGAAUAUAUGGAAGAUUUUAACAUUGGACAAAAAUUUACUUGUUUUUACCAAUAAAUUACUCUCGUGUAAAUUGGAAAAAGUAUAAGGAAAUUAAAUUUUAACAAACUAUUGAGUUUAUACCUAGGUAAAAAUAAUUGUUAAUGUAAGUGCUUAUUGACCACUGAAUAUUUUCAAGUUUUCAUUUUGUGUGUUUUAAAAAAAAUGGAAUAAAAAGACAUGAAUAUAA